This is a messenger RNA of Blepharisma stoltei, 225 nucleotides long. Lineage: Eukaryota; Ciliophora; Heterotrichea; Heterotrichida; Blepharismidae. The record is from the annotation of a GenBank genome assembly.
AUGAGCAGCGGGGAGAGUAAUAUUUUGGAGUGAUGGAAGUAUCAGUAUCAAGAUACUGAAUUGCAGCAACCGGAUCUAGCCAAUCACCUAACGGUCCCAACAAGAGAAGAAGUUAAUGAGACCAUUAAGCAAUUAGGGAGCAGGAAGACUGUGGGCCCUGGCAAUUGCUGGUUGAACUUAUCAAGAACGGGGGAGAACUGGUUGAAAAGGUUUUAUUUAAGCUAG